UCAUCCCCUGAUGCCAUUGCUUCUGACCUUCACGUUCAUUGCUAUCAUCAAUCGCAAGUCAUUACAAAGUUCACAAUGCUAACACCAGUUUUCAAAUCAGCAGCUGUAGGCUUCGUCACGGGCUCUACCGUGCCAUUGCUAGUCACUACGCUGUACUUGAUGCCACAACACCAGUACUCUGAGCAGCAGGAAUUGAACUGGUUGAAGAGAAUUGUUGGCGUGUUGACCUGGCAAGUCAAGAAGCUGGAGGCGAGACAGCUGGGUAUCGAUACUGCUAAGCUAUCUGAAGGUUACAGAGAUGGGUUAUACUGGGCCGGAUUCUAAGCACUAUACCCUACUCUCUACACUUUCAAUUUUGCAUCACGUUACUACAGAUUACUACAAUGAAACUACAUUCGAAUUAUAACUCAAUUGACUUGAGCUAUUCUCUUUUUAUUCUCUUUUUUUUUUAUUACUGUUAUCAUGGUCAAUUAUAUGGCAUUGAAACUGAUUACAUUCGCUUGCAAUAU
Williopsis jadinii is the source of this 509-nucleotide messenger RNA. RefSeq lists its product as uncharacterized. The record is from RefSeq and is a predicted model, not a curated record. NCBI's taxonomy places the organism in Eukaryota, Fungi, Ascomycota, Saccharomycetes, Phaffomycetales, Wickerhamomycetaceae. Bases 76 to 324 code for a protein of 82 amino acids. The transcript has a single exon.